This is a messenger RNA of Polyodon spathula (Mississippi paddlefish), 4754 nucleotides long. RefSeq names its product palladin, cytoskeletal associated protein (gene palld). Lineage: Eukaryota; Metazoa; Chordata; Actinopteri; Acipenseriformes; Polyodontidae. The transcript is spliced from 20 exons. The record is from RefSeq and is a predicted model, not a curated record. Gene Ontology annotation, molecular function: protein kinase activity. The coding region runs from base 380 to 3760 and encodes 1126 amino acids.
CCAGUGUUUUCAAACUGAUACUUGCCGUAGAUCGACACCUCCUAAGAAUAAGGAAGACAAACCAAAACUAGUUAACCAAGAGGUAUUCCAGAGUGAGACGGCAUCCAGGAAUGAAUUUUGCAACAGGGCUGCCUCAUUUAUUGAAGAGCUUUCAUCCAUUUUCAGGACUGCUUCGAAACAAGAUAGAAAUCUCAACGACAAUUCUUCAUCACCAGAUAGUGGGUAUUUAUCUCCCAAGAACCAAGUGUUACAAGCAAGUACCUCAGCAGAACAGAUUAACAAGCAAACUCCUGUGGAUGAAGGCCUGUCAUCCUGUGGGUCAAAGGCCAAAGCAGAGCACUCUUGGCCUAGCUGUGCCCCCCCUAGCAGCGACAAUAUUAUGGGUUCUUUUGCUCCUCCAAGAUUUACUCAGAAACUGAAAAGUCAGGAAGUGGCAGAAGGAAGACGGGUUCAACUGAUGUGCAGGGCCAGUGGGAACCCAGAGCCUGUAGUCAGAUGGUUCUGUGAGGGGAAGGAGCUGAAGAAUUCUCCUGACAUACAGAUCUGUCAGGAUUAUGAUCUCCACACGUUAGUCAUCAUUGAAGCCUUUGAAGACGACACAGGACGUUACACUUGUGUGGCUGCAAACUCUUUUGGGUCAGACAGUACAUCAGCAGAAGUUUACAUUGAAGGGGCAUCUUCUUCAGAUUCAGAAGGAGAAGGGUCCACGCUGAAAACGAAGCUAGGAGCCAUGCCGCAAGUGCAAAAGAAAACCUCUUCAGUGUCUCUUACGAUAGGCUCUCCUUCCUCAAAGAGCCCAGAGGUGCAGCAGCUCCGUUCAGCUCUCAUCCAGCCACUCUCGGUCCCUGCGCAACGGGUUCAGAGUCCUGUUUCCUCCCUGUGUGGACAAGAUGGACUUGCUGCCUCACCGCCAGUCUACACUAAGGCCCUGCAAGACAUCACUGCUUUGGAAGGCCAGGUGGUGGUGCUAGAGUGCAGAGUCAAAGGCACCCCACCCCUGAGAGUACAGUGGCUCAGGCAAGGAGAGGAGAUCGAGGAUUCGCCAGACUUUAGGAUUCUGCAGAAAAAGCCCCGAUCUGCAGCCGAACCUGAAGAGAUUUGUACGCUGGUGAUCGCAGAAACCUUUCCUGAGGAUGGAGGAACUUUCAGUUGCAUGACCAGCAAUCAGUAUGGAUCAGUGACCAGCACCGCUCAGCUGACUGUCUGCCCAAUUCUUGAAGAGACCACUAGCAAUGAUGUUUCUGCUGAGGCUGGCGUUUCCGAAGACCAGUCAUUUCCCCCUCCGCCACCUGCCACUGAAAUCAGUUUCCUGGAUCUACCCCCAAAAAAGCCUGGCAAUGAGAACGUCCAUGUGAACGAGUUGGAGAUCUGGCCGAGUGUGACCGCUCUUCAGCUGCAACUGAGUCCCAGCCAGGUGAACGGAGCUGUCAAUGGCCAGACCAGCAAUGGGCAGCCUGCACCUCUCCCACCACCAUCAAACCUCCUCUCCCCAGUCAAGGAGCCCCCUCCACUGCCUACUAAGCCAAAGCUUGACCCAGAGAAGCUGAAGCAACUGCAGAACCAGAUUCUGUUGGAACAGCAAGAGUCUGCUCUCUGGGAGCAGCAAGGCAUCCCCCCACAACAGCAACAGGCACCACCCCCCUCUCCACCUCUCCCGCCUCCACCCUCCUUCCAGGAACUCCAAAGCAGUCAGCAGGCCCCAGACCAGAUGAGCCUUCUCAACUCCCACAGCCCCUCCAGCACCAUGCAGACCAGCAGCACCUUCAACUAUGUGCGGCCCAAGCAGUUCAUUGCCGCCCAGAAUGUUGUGGGCCCUUCUUCGGGGUACCGAUCCCCUUCCUCUGGCUCCUCGUGCUCGAGCCUCCCCUCCCCUCUCUCUUCCCCAACCCCUCACAAGCAGUUCAACAAAGUGAGCCUUCCCCACUUCCAGCAGCAGACCUCCAGUGAGAAUGAGUCCCUGGCCUCCCCGACCUCACCUUCCUUCCCUCCCCCUCCUCCCCCCUUCUUGAGUCCAACAACCUCCUUUGCCCCUCAGGACAACUUCCCUUUGCCCCCACCACCCCCUCCCUUGCCUCUCUCAGGUCCCCCACCUCCUCCACCCCAGUUCCCCCCCUCAGUGGGUACGAACUCCCCGCGGUCGGGACAGCAAUCCCCAGCCGGCUUCCUCAGCACCAUCCUGCCCUUGCAGCCAUCCCCAACACAACCUGUCAACGCUCUGGGACUCCCCAAAGGAAGUACCCCUAUUGGAUUUCCAAGGAAGAGUGCUAGAUCCGCACGGAUAGCCUCAGAUUCGGAGAUUCAGGGCACCAAGGAUGCCGUCAUUCAGGAUCUAGAGAGAAAACUACGCUUUAAAGAGGAGCGUAUGAGCAACGGACAACAGAGGCUGACGUAUGAAGAAAAGAUGGCCCGUCGGCUGCUGGGUGCUGACAAUGCUGCUACUGUCUUUAAUGUCCAGGAGACAGAGGAGGAGCCCAGCACACAGGAGUACAAGGUGUCAAGCUUCGAGCAACGCCUGAUCAGUGAGAUUGAGUUCCGACUGGAGCGCUCACCCGUGGAGGAGUCUGACGACGAGGUGCAGCAUGAGGAGGGGGAGGUGCCCGGCGAGAGGGUGCCACCUUUCUUUGACCACAAAAUCAAACACUACAAGGUCUUUGAGGGCAUGCCCGUCACCUUUACCUGCAAAGUCAUUGGAGAUCCCAAGCCGAAGAUCUACUGGUUUAAAGACGGGAAGCAGAUCUCCAAGGGGAGUGAGCAUUACAGGAGUAGCAGGGAGCCAGACGGGACAUGCUCGCUACACAUUGAAGUUACUUCCCUCGACGAUGAUGGGAACUACACCAUCAUGACAUCUAAUCCUGGGGGCAGGACAAGCUGUACAGGAAGGUUGAUGGUGCAGGCUGUGAAUCAGAGAGGCCGGACUCAACGAUCACCUCCAGGUCACAUUAGGAGACCCCGAUCCCGUUCCCGAGACAGCGGGGAUGAAAAUGAUACAAUCCAGGAGCGCCACUUCAGGCCACAUUUUCUGCAGGCGCCCGGAGACUUGAUUGUCCAGGAGGGGAAGCUCUGCAGGAUGGACUGCAAGGUAAGUGGGUUGCCAACACCGGAUCUCAUUUGGCAGCUGAAUGGCAAGACCAUCCGCCCCGACAGCUCUCACAAGAUGCUGGUGCGAGAGAAUGGAGUGCACUCCCUCAUCAUCGAGCCAGUCACGGCUGGAGACGCAGGGAUCUACACCUGCAUAGCCAGCAACCGAGCCGGAGAGAACUCCUUCAGCUUGGAGCUCAUUGUGGCAGCGAAAGAGAUGCACAAAGCCCCGGCCUUCAUAGAGAAGCUCCAGAACACCGGCGUGGCGGAGGGGUACCCCGUGCGAUUGGAGUGCCGUGUGUCUGGGGUGCCGUACCCCCAGAUCUUCUGGAAGAAGGAAAACGAAUCCCUCACUCACAACACUGACAGGGUCAGCAUGCACCACGACAACUACGGCUACAUCUGCAUGAUAAUCCAGCCAGCUACCAAGGAAGAUGCUGGCUGGUACACGGUGUCUGCCAAGAAUGAAGCUGGCAUCGUAUCGAGCACUGCCAGGCUUGAUGUCUAUACUCAGUGGCAACAGCAAUCACACACCCCCAAGCCAAAGAAGGUGCGUCCCUCAACCAGUCGAUACGCAGCACUCACUGAAAAAGGUCUGGAUGUCAAGGCAGCUUUCUUCCCAGAAGCCAGCCCAGUCCAUCUGCUGACACAGCCAGAGCUGGUGGAGAGCGACGACCUCUAGACAGGGAUGCAGUGACGUCUACCUGGCACUACCAUCCUACUAUGCCAGCCUGCCCUUGUGGAACCAAAAUUAAAAGAUGUCGAAGAUGUCACACUAUCAAUGAUAUAGAGAAUCUUGGCCCUUGCAAGAGCUUGCAGUUUCUGUAUUCACUAUCAGCUCUUAGUUGGAUAUGCUGGCAUACAGAGUUUGGACUGUUAACCUAUUGCACAGGUUUUAAUAACCUUUUACUUGCACCAGUUUUUUUUUUGUUUGUUUUUUUUUAAGAUACUCUGCUACUUAGUAGCUCCAGUAUAUUCUGAAAAUAUAUGCAUAUUAAUGUUAAACAAUAUUUUAUAUUAUUUGAAUAUGAUACUAAGUGCCAGGCUUAGCCAUGCAUAUUUCCUGUUUAGAAAAAAAAAAAAUGUUGCAGCCUUUCUAACCACCUGUAAAAAGUGGUUAGGAUACGUUAAGAAAAGCAGCGAAAUGGGGUAAACAGAAGUGCUACACUAUUUAAGCACAUUACCUAUAGUUGUGACCCAGUUAGAAGGAUCAAAGGGUACAAAUAAGCAGACCUUAUUCACUAAAGAAAAAGGUGUGGUUACUUUACAAACAAUUGCCAUUGGAGACUUCAGGCUGUUGUAAGUGCUCCAGAUUUACAUGGUAGUUAUUUUUUUGUUUAUCAAAAGCAGUAUCUAGAUAUGCAUGUUAAAUGGGUGCCAAUCUUUUUUUGUAUUACUAGAGGGCUUCUUCAGUAUUCACAAUAUAGACGAAUUGUGUCUAAAUUGUAUAUACAGGGUUUUGGUGAAAGGUUGAUGUAACAGCAAAAACAGCAGUACCAACUAGAUGACUUUGAAACUACAUUAUCUCCAGAGUGCCUCUGUAACACAAGGAUAAUAAUGAAAUAUUUUACAUGGUAUUCUGCAAUAUACCCCAUCCAGACCUUCAGCUUUGGUAGAGUCCAUGCGAACUACCUAAUCAACAAAGUAUUCUUCUUUUUUUUAUUUACUGCCGUAAA